Molecule: messenger RNA, 2034 nt
Organism: Macaca mulatta (Rhesus monkey)
Lineage: Eukaryota; Metazoa; Chordata; Mammalia; Primates; Cercopithecidae
Gene: C10H22orf42
Product: chromosome 10 C22orf42 homolog
Source: RefSeq, a predicted model, not a curated record
UGGGUACAAAGCAUCAGCCAGGGCCAGCAGCCUUCAGUCGGUAGCUGGGAGGGUAAGGAGGAGGAGCUCCGACUAUAUUCUGUGACAGCAUUUUUUGUGUCCCUUAGCAUUUUUUGGUUGACAUCCUUCAAUCCAGGAAAAUUCCCCAACUCACAGCAGCCACCGUGAGAGGUGGUGGCUGAGGCUCCAGGCUCGCCUGGGGUCACACCACUUGGGCAAGACAGUGCAUUGGACUAAGGAGAGAGGAAACAGCAGUGCAGGUGCCCCAUAGGGAACAAACUGAGUUCUCCCAUGGGCCCCUGCUGUGGCCUCAGCUGUGACUGCUGCAGGCUGAACGUGGGACCCUGCAAUGAAUCUGAGACUGUUGAGGCUGUGGCAGCCGCGGCACCAGCAUCCACCGCUGCAGAGGCUGCCAGAUUGAAUUUGGGAGCCACGGAGGUCCAUCCCGUGCAGGACCAGAGCAACCCCGAGCUCCCCAAAGAUUUGGCCGCCCGUCCCAAGCGCUGGACAACAAAAAUAGGGAGACGGAACAAAAUUUGGCCUGUAGGAAAUAAAGGCUCUGAUGAAGAUCGGCAGGUGCCUGCACGUGGUGGGGUGGAGAAUAUGAAAUCAGAACUUAGAAAGUCGAACGCCCAGGCUAACCUCUGUUUGGCCGCCCGUCCCAAGCGCUGGACACCAAAACUAUGGAGACGGAACAAAAUUUGGCCUGUAGGAAAUAAAGAUUCUGAUGAACAUCUUGAGGAAUCUGCACAGAGCGAUGUGGAGGAGAACAUGAGAUCAGAACUUAGAAAGUCGAACGCCCAGGGUAACCUCUGUUUGGCCGCCCGUCCCAAGCGCUGGACACCAAAACUAUGGAGAUGGAACAAAAUUUGGCCUGUAGGAAAUAAAGAUUCUGAUGAACAUCUUGAGGAAUCUGCACAGAGCGAUGUGGAGGAGAACAUGAGAUCAGAACUUAGAAAGUCGAACGCCCAGGGUAACCUCUGUUUGGCCGCCCGUCCCAAGCGCUGGACACCAAAACUAUGGAGAUGGAACAAAAUUUGGCGUUUCGGAAAUAAAGGAUCUGUUGAACAUCUGCAGGCGUUCCCACAUGACGGUGUGGAGGACAAUACGGGAUCAGAACUUGAUUUAUCUACAGCUGAGUAUGACAACCGUCCUGUUGAAGAGCUGCAGGAGCCUGCCCAUGGCAGCGUGGAGGAUAUGAAAUCAGAACUUGAAUUAUCUACAGCUGAGUAUGACGACCUUUCUGAUGAAGAUCUGCAGGAGCCUGCAUAUGGCGGCGUGGAGGAUAUGAAAUCAGAACUUAGCACUUCGAAAACCCAGUCUCAACUCUAUUUGGUCGAAGAUCUCAGUGAGGGUCCAUCUGGUGGUCUUGAAGAUCUCAUGACAUCGGAGAUGGCAAAGGAGAGACGCCAAGCUUACCUCUGCUGGGCUGAGAUGGCAGAAUCUCGACUCAAGAAAUCCCCCAGCUCCCAGGUUCGAGGACUUCUCCGGCUUCCGCGUCCCAAGUAGCUGGGAUCAGGGAUGCCUGCCACCACCCCCAGCUACCAUCAUUUUAUGAAUGCAUAUUUCCAUCUGGGUGAAAAAAAACAUCGCAAACCCCUUUCUCUUCCUACUGAGCACCUGUGAACAGUGACCUGCAGUUUGUGGCUGUAGCCAGUCCUCAGGGAGCCUGGUGUUCUUACAUUUCAUUCUGAGGCUCACAUUCUCAGUCACCCUGCAGGAGAACACCCGCCCCAUCCUGGGUCAUUACAGGGUGUGCCCAUCCAUCUGCUGCAUCUGAGGAGCUGGGUCCAGCUUCUACGGUGAAUCCAUAUAUUUCUGUGUUUCCUGGAUAAGGAAGAGGAAAGGAGCUGAGCUGGGGGAGGAAGAAGAGGUAAUAUUAACUGACUCCUUAUUUUGUACCAGGCACUGUACUAGUUACAUAUCCUUUUAUCUCAUGUAAUUCUUACCAAACAGUAAGGGGGUUGGGAGUGAUAGGGACAAUACUGUUACCUCCAUUUUAGGGUGAGAAAAUGAAGGCUCAGAAAGGUUAAA